ACUACGGCUAAUUUGUCUUUGUCGCUUCAGGAGAGGAGACUCCUAGGACGUAUGUGAAUAAAGACGCCAAAGGUGCCAAGUACCUAGAUGGGAACCAAGGAAAACAGAGUUAGUGGCAGUUGUUUCAGAUCUCUUUCUAGCCCGAGAACUUUGAGAAAGAUACUGUACUCUGAAGCAUUAAAUCUUGCUGAUCAGUGCUGCCCAUGUUUUCUUGAUUGCUCCAGAAUAGCAGAUAAAGUGGCCUCGUGAAUAGGAAUGCCUGCUCAAAUAUCAAGAUUGGAGAUAAUGGAUGAAGAUCGAUUAAUUGAAGAAGUCUUGGAUAAGUUUGUUAAUUGUCAUGAGCAAACAUAUGAAGAAUUUCUGAGCACCUUUACUCAUCUUUCAAAAGAGGAUAAUGGGACCAAAAGGGGGGCAUUUGGAAUUGAUUCUUCAGAAAACAUUACUCCUAAAAACGAACCAAAUGACCACCAUCUUAGAAAUAAAACCAUCUUUCUUCGUACUUCAUCACAAUAUUCAGAAGAAGAACAGAUAGUGAUGGAUGAAGGCCAAAAAGUUGGCAGUUCCUUUCAAGGUGAUCUGAAUAGGGCAGGAAAGGUGAAGGUAGACAAUUUUCUAGAUCUAGAAGAUCUGGAGGUGGAUGAAGAGAUUAAGCCCCAAAUAAGCAAGGAUUUGCUGCUGCUUCCAGGAGAAGUGGAACAGGAGGUCAGCACCAGCAUGCCUUCUUACAGUCCUUCUGUGGGCCAGCCGCUCUCCCGUGCAAUGAAGCCAAAGCCCACCAUAACAGCAACAGAAAAACAAAUGGAAGAGAUACUUGGAGAUGAAGUUCAACCCUUCUCACUUGAUGAAGAAUUUGAUUAUGACAAUGUGAUAUUAACCCCCAAGUUCAGUCUUGCAGAGAUAGAGACCAUCAAAGAGCUAUCCAAGCAAAAGAGAAAGAACACCAACACAGACUUAGAGGAACCCCAUGACUGAUUCACUAAUGCAUUUUUGUGUUUAUUUUUAUUUUGUUCUUAUGCAACAUCAGAAUAAAAGAUAAACCUACUAUAAUUCCUUUUGUGGAAA
Lemur catta (Ring-tailed lemur) is the source of this 1062-nucleotide messenger RNA. It is a transcript of the gene IFTAP, whose product is annotated as intraflagellar transport associated protein. Gene Ontology annotation, cellular component: cytosol; 9+0 non-motile cilium. Gene Ontology annotation, biological process: acrosome reaction; spermatogenesis. The transcript is spliced from 9 exons. Gene Ontology annotation, molecular function: intraciliary transport particle A binding. Bases 256 to 972 code for a protein of 238 amino acids. NCBI's taxonomy places the organism in Eukaryota, Metazoa, Chordata, Mammalia, Primates, Lemuridae. The record is from RefSeq and is a predicted model, not a curated record.